Messenger RNA from Zalophus californianus (California sea lion), 287 nucleotides. RefSeq names its product NADH dehydrogenase [ubiquinone] 1 beta subcomplex subunit 1-like. The record is from RefSeq and is a predicted model, not a curated record. Gene Ontology annotation, cellular component: mitochondrion. NCBI's taxonomy places the organism in Eukaryota, Metazoa, Chordata, Mammalia, Carnivora, Otariidae.
CUGAUUUUAUUAAACUUUUUUCAAAAGGAAAUACACAUGGUCAGGGCGCCGGUGGUUGGGUCGUCACUGCCCUUGGUCGUGGGGUCGUUUUUGACAUCAAGGCCGCAGCACUCAGGAUGAACGUAAUUCAGAUUGUUCGUGACCACUGGGUACAUAUACUUGUGCAUGGGUUUGUCCUUGGAUGUUAUCUAGACAGAAAGAAUGAUGAAAAGCUGACUGCCUUCCGGAACAAAAGUUUGUUGUUUAAAAGGGAAUUGAGACCCAAUGAAGAAGUCACCUGGAAGUAA